Molecule: messenger RNA, 188 nt
Organism: Racocetra persica
Lineage: Eukaryota; Fungi; Glomeromycota; Glomeromycetes; Diversisporales; Gigasporaceae
Source: the annotation of a GenBank genome assembly
GAGUUGAUAAAUCUUGGUAUUUAAGAGUAAUAGCACAGGUACUAAUAUCUGAUAUGACAACAACUUUAUAUAUGUGGGUUCUUAACAAUCUUUUUAAGGUGACAAAUAAUAUAGCACUAAUUACAAUCUAUUCAGAUUGUGAUACUGGACUAGAACCAGCAAUCGAAACUGUUUUUCCAAAUAUAUGA